CUCUUUUCCUAUACCCAAAGGGCUUGUAACUUACCCAUGUUAGGUCUUGGGGAAAUCAGGAGGGGAGUGGGUGCCAACCAGACAUGGACUUGAUUUUACGCAGCUGUCAGGGCAGUCGCAAGCUAGCUUAGGAUGUGACAUUCACCGACUAUAACGAAACGUUGGCCCACUACAGCUCCAUUAACCUCAGCUAAUCAAGCGCCAUCUAGCCAAGCACCCGUGCUAUAUAUGAAGACUCUGUGGCGCAACUCGCUGUACCACAUAAUCUCAGUGCCUUUUUCUAAUCACCAAACACAGCUUCUUAGGCCCCAACUCACCCUCAACUAGCAGUGCGGAUGCUAGGCUACAAGAAUGUCGAACAAAGAAGGGUUAAGUGACGAUUCUGAGCGAUGCGCGCCUCCGGUGUAUCAACUUGAGGAUCCGAUGAUCUUGGUGCCUUCGUCGGGCGAUACAGGUGUCACCAACGAUGGACGCAUCGAUAUCGACCUCCACUCAAAUCUGACAAGGUCAAUUGUGAGAUGGGCAAGCAAAGCAGAGCGCGGCUCAAAGCAAUACCGCCCAAGUCGUAGACUUACUGUUCACCGGCCAUGGACUAUUCGACUGAACAUUGUCAUUCAAAUUGUUGGUAGUCGAGGAGACGUUCAGCCUUUUAUCGCACUUGGUCAAGAGCUCCAGAAAUAUGGACAUCGCGUUCGACUAGCAACCCAUAACGUCUUCGAGUCAUUUGUCCAAGAAUCGGGUCUAGAAUUCUAUGCUAUUGGAGGGGAUCCAAAAGAACUCAUGGCCUACAUGGUGAAGAAUCCUGGACUCAUUCCAAACAUGAAGAGUCUACGCCAAGGCGAUAUCCAGCGAAAGCGUUCCAUAAUCGCAGAAAUGCUCCGCGGUUUCUGGGCUGCCUGCAUUGAGGAUCAUUUUGUAGCUGAUGCAAUUAUAGCAAACCCACCAAGCUUCGCGCAUGUGCACUGUGCACAGGCAUUAGGCAUCCCACUACACCUUAUGUUCACUAUGCCUUGGAGCAGCACCGCAGCCUUUCCUCAUCCAUUAGCCAAUUUCAAAGCCGGCAAGAUAUCUCCAGAGGUCAUCAAUUUUGCGAGUUAUGGAAUUGUCGAAUGGUUAACCUGGCAAGGGCUUGGAGAUAUAAUCAAUACUUGGCGACAUGAACUGGACCUGGAGCCCAUACCCCUUACAGUCGGGCCUGUACUCCUUGAGCAAUUGAAGAUACCGUUCACGUAUUGCUGGUCGCCUGCUCUAGUGCCCAAACCCCAAGAUUGGGGUGAGCACAUUGAUGUAUGUGGCUUCUUUUUCCGCGAUCCGCCGCAUUACAAUCCACCAGAAGAUAUUGAAGCGUUCCUGAAAGCAGGGCCUCCACCAGUCUACAUUGGGUUCGGUAGCAUUGUUAUUGAUGAUCCUGCGAAAAUGACAUCUAUCAUCCUAGAGGCAGUCAAGAUAUGUCACGUCCGUGCGAUUAUCUCGCGAGGCUGGAGCAACCUCGGAGAAGGACUCCAGGAGAUCCCUGAAGACGUCUUAUUUAUUGGUGAUUGCCCACAUGAAUGGCUGUUUCAGCAUGUCUCUGCUGUUGUCCAUCAUGGUGGCGCCGGCACCGCGGCGUGCGGGUUGAGGAACGGAUGCCCAACUGCAAUAGUUCCGUUUUUCGGCGACCAGCCAUUUUGGGGUGAGAUGGUUGCCGCUGCAGGUGCAGGUCCCCCGCCAAUGCCACAAAAGACUCUCGAUAGCAAGACCCUGGUCAAUGCGAUAUCGUUUUGCCUCCAGCCAGAGGCCAUGACCGCAGCACAAGAAAUUUCAAGCCAAAUGGCAACAGAGAGUGGUGUCCAGGCCGCUGUUCAAUCUUUCCAUGCCAACCUUCCUAACACCAUGCUUCAGUGCGACAUUUUGCCGUACCAUGUUGCUUCAUGGGAGUAUAGGAAACUCCCCAUCAAGCUCUCAAAAAUGGCCGCCCAAAUACUGAUAGACAAUUCAGUACUGACUCAAUCCGACUUGAAAACCUAUAACACGCAGCCAAUAUUCAUCACCAAUCCUCGCUGGGAUCCGGUAACAAGCACCUCCUCGGCAUAUAUAGGUUGGGUUCAGGAUAUUACAUCAUCAUCUACUGGAAUUAUCCGUGCACCAAUUUCUGAAUUACGACGGUCAAAUGUGGAGGGCGCUUCGGGCGGGGAGACUGCUGGCCGCAUGGCAGCUGCAUCUGCCAAAAAGUUCGGUCGUUUCAACAUGACGGUCCUCAAGGGCUUGGGUGUCGACAUUCCAUAUGCUUGUGCCGAAGGAUUUCGUGCAGUCCCCAAAAUAUAUGGAGAAGAAGUGAAGGACUAUGGAGAGGUCAAGGAUUGGAGUAGUGGUUUUGUAGUGGCAGGAAAGAACUUCGCCUAUGGAAUUACAGAUGGAGUGACAGGUCUCUGGACUAAACCAUACGAAGAAGGAAAAUCAGAAGGUGCACUUGGGGUUGCUAAAGGUGUUGGGAAAGGUGUUCUUGGUUUUGGGAGCAAAGUCGCAUCCGCAGGUUUAGGGCUGGUGGCGUACCCUGGGCAAGGCAUUUGCAAGAGCAUUCGACAUGUUGCCAAGUCACAUACACGCAAGGUUGUCAAAGCGCAUAGGUUUAGGGAGGGUGAGAAACUAGCUCAAAAUGUGUCGGAAGAUGAUGUUCUCGCUGUGCUCAGCGGUUUCAAGCGGGCACAGGAUGAGAAGGUUCACCAGAUGAUUCGCAGGUCGUCGUCAACAUAGUCACACAAUUCUUUUCUGACCACAAUGGUCCAUUUGAUUUCUAGCUCGUCAUUCCUGCCAUGUAAACUAGGCCACUAAAUGUUGUUGGACCCUUGGGCCAGUAUG
Messenger RNA from Aaosphaeria arxii CBS 175.79, 2838 nucleotides. Its product is annotated as glycosyltransferase family 1 protein. The transcript is spliced from 6 exons. NCBI's taxonomy places the organism in Eukaryota, Fungi, Ascomycota, Dothideomycetes, Pleosporales. Gene Ontology annotation, biological process: carbohydrate metabolic process. The coding region runs from base 352 to 2733 and encodes 793 amino acids. The record is from RefSeq and is a predicted model, not a curated record. Gene Ontology annotation, molecular function: hexosyltransferase activity; UDP-glycosyltransferase activity.